AUGGCCUCUCCAGGGAGGAAUAGCCCCCUGCAGCAAACCACCGAAAACAGCCGUACACUAGACCUCUCGCAUCUAACCUCUGAACAGCAGAUCCAACGGGACAAGAAGAUCAAAGCACUACAGGCCUCCAUCGCGGACCUCCACUCGCAAACCGCUCAACUUGAAGCUCAAAUCGCAGAAAUCAAAGCAAAGUUGAAACAUGAUCCCUCAACUACGGUGAAACGCCAUAUUCGUCUGCUCCAUGAGUACAACGAGAUCAAGGACAUCGGACAGGGUCUGAUGGGUCUCAUAGCUGACGCGCGUGGGAUGCGACAGGUCGAUGUGCAGAGUGAGUUUGGGGUGGGAGACCGAGAUUGA
Molecule: messenger RNA, 357 nt
Organism: Aspergillus viridinutans
Lineage: Eukaryota; Fungi; Ascomycota; Eurotiomycetes; Eurotiales; Aspergillaceae
Product: SWI5/SAE3 family protein
Exons: 3
Coding region: 1-357 (118 amino acids)
Biological process (GO): meiotic joint molecule formation; double-strand break repair via homologous recombination; meiotic DNA recombinase assembly involved in reciprocal meiotic recombination
Cellular component (GO): Swi5-Swi2 complex; Swi5-Sfr1 complex
Source: RefSeq, a predicted model, not a curated record